AUGGUACCAACUACCAAAUUAUUGAGAUUUAUUAAGUCUCCAUUCAUCAUAUCAACGUGCCUGUUCUUAUUCAUAUAUUCUACACUAUUACGUCAUCACAGUGAUAACCAUGUAACUAUGAAAAGAAGUUAUAGCAGAAAUACAACUAUAUUUAUAUCAUCAUCAUUACAACGAGAAAUAGAGGGUUUAUGUCCUUUAUUAGAACCCAGUGAAAAUGAUUUAAUUAUUCUGCAAGGACGAAUGCAUCGAAAAACUUCACAUUUGUCUACACAGGAUAACAAACUCAUCUGUGACGUCAUCAAAAUGUGUGAUCGGUUUUCAUACACGGUGCAAUGUCGAACAACUGAAUGUGGGCAAUAUCGCGUGGAUUUUACCUUGAAUAAAAGUUCCAAAUCGAAUAUCACUAUGGAUUUAUUAGAGAAGAUUAUAUUUGAUCAGAUAUUUGGUGAUAGAGAUCAUGAUGGUGAUAUUGGUAGUAAAAUACAAGUAUUCUGUGAGAAAACGUACCUCAGUAAAGUUCUUCAACCUGUUCGACUCAGUUUAGAUAUUGAGUACUCUGAAAACAAGUUCUGUUAUGAUAACGACCAAAUUUUGCAAAAUAUACACAACUCACAAGAACUGUUUCCAUUGGAUGCCCGUGUUUUCCAUUUCACCCAUAUUUCCAGGAAUGAGUUCAUUUCUAAAUUCAACAAUUUCGCAUCUGUUCAUUUGAGUUUGGUCAAUGAGAAAGUGGAAGUGAUUGAUUUUAAACGAGUUCAGGCUGAACAUUGGGAUGAACAGAAAAUGUUGGGUCGAGUUCUACCCGAUAUUAUAUAUACUGAUCAACAUUCAAAACUGAAUAACAUUUGCUUUAAUAUUGUGGAUUUAGCUUGUAAUAUUUCCUAUCCAAGACAUAAAUUCUUUCACAAAUUUUUGAUCAACUCGAAUGGUCCUUGUAGAAAAUUCAUUGGCGUUUUAGCUGAGAAUCGCGAAUUAGUACAAAGUUUUUGUAACAGAAUUUCAAAUUCUCAAAAGGGACCAAAUACUAAAGGAGGAGUUUCAUAUUAUUAUGAUUUUUAUUCAUUAUUUACAAUGGCACAUAUAACUAAUACAUUUGAACAAACGCUUCUCAGUACAUCCAUGGUGAAUCUUUCCGAAGUUCGCUCGCAUCAAAUUGAACAUAUGGACAAAGCAUUAACUAAUAUAGUUUCAGAACUAUUGGCUAAACAGAACAGUAUCGUGAUUUUAGCAAGUGAUGCUGGCAGACCAUCUACUUUAUCAUUAAAAAGUAAAGAGUUCUUCCAUGUUGAGAAUAGUAACCCUAUGUUCUUUAUCUUACUACCAAAGCGACUGAGAUUAAGCUUGGGUGAAGAUUUGACGUCUAUUUUAAAGAUGAAUAGUUUUAGGCUCAUAUCAACCGCAGAUAUACAAGAAACCAUUAUAGAUUUGAUGGAAAAGUCGGCAAGGAUUCAGAAAUCUGGUAGCGAAUACAUUGGUAAGGAUGCUAGUUCCGGACACUCUAUGCUAGAUCCCUUGACGAAAUCACGAAGUUGUUCUCAAUUAAAUAUCGCGCCACCAUUAUUAUGUAUCUGUGAGGGUGUCUUCGCUUCUUAUCCUAACGACUCUAUUCAGACUGCUUUUGUGGAAUUUGCUAUCGGGACUAUAAAUAAAGAGCUCAGUGAAAACAACGCAACCUGUAGUUUUAUAAGUGGGGUGAUGUUUAGUAAUAUAAGAAUAGCUCAUAAUCGUGGAUCUCGAUUAAUGAAAUUUGAUUUAGAUGUCAAUUUAGAUCGUUAUGGGACCAUUUACCAAAUAAAUGAUCUGGAGAUUGCUUUUAAUGGUUUCAGUUCUCUCAGGAAUUUUGAUAUCAAAAUGAAAGAAUUGGAUUUCAAAGACAAGAAAAUUUUAUCAGAAUUUUCGCAAUUUGGUUGUACGUCUCUUAGUGGUGUGGAUGUUUCGUAUCCAUUGAAUUUAGAUUAUGCUAAUUUAAAAGGCUUCGGUGUGGAUCCCGAGAUUGUGCCACUUCAUCAGCAAUGUCUUAUGUUAGUGGUAAGAAACUAUGGGGACAGUGUAACUUAUAUUAUUGGUAAUUUCUGUGAAUCUCGGCAAUAUCGUGUUAUGUUCAACUUGGAAUUAUUCCAGAUGAUAUCAACUGUCCCUUUGCCAGUUUCCUUAAUAUUAGACUCCGGAGAUGUCAAAUUCUUGUGUUCUAUAACUAAACAAUCGUAUAACAUACGUAAAUUUUCACAUACUUAUCAAUAUGAUAUACAUUAUGAUAUCUACCCUUAA
This is a messenger RNA of Lottia gigantea (owl limpet), 2268 nucleotides long. RefSeq lists its product as hypothetical. The coding region runs from base 1 to 2268 and encodes 755 amino acids. The record is from RefSeq and is a predicted model, not a curated record. The transcript has a single exon. NCBI's taxonomy places the organism in Eukaryota, Metazoa, Mollusca, Gastropoda, Lottiidae.